AUGGCUUUCCUAGAUCCGCCACCUGGGCUUGAAGAAAAGGCUAUCCGUAUGACAUUAUCCGACGUUAUGAAAGUGCUCGACGAGUACAAGGCUGGUGGAGAUUCUGAAGACAAUACUGCUCCAACGGCCAACUUCUGGUUCGUUACCAUCACUCAAGAACCCUCGAAGGAUCCGAACGGAACCCCAAAUAGUGGCAGAGGCUAUACCACUCAGCUAGAAAUGAUGGAAUGGUGUACGAAGACGCGCGGAUUUCCAGUUCAAGGAUACGUCCUACCGGACAUUGACGCCCUGAAGCAGCUCCUUUUUGUUUUUAACAAACAUCCUGAGUGGUUCGGACUCUAUGUACCAAGUCACGAGCGGUCUGAAUCAGAAGGUCUCGGAAUGAGCCGUAACAUGAGGAACGAGUAUGUCAGGGCUCAACAGGGAAGGCAUGCGAUUACUGCGGGUGAGCCUACGUUGACCGACACUGCUUGA
Messenger RNA from Cucurbitaria berberidis CBS 394.84, 474 nucleotides. RefSeq lists its product as uncharacterized. Lineage: Eukaryota; Fungi; Ascomycota; Dothideomycetes; Pleosporales; Cucurbitariaceae. The coding region runs from base 1 to 474 and encodes 157 amino acids. The record is from RefSeq and is a predicted model, not a curated record. The transcript is spliced from 2 exons.